Molecule: messenger RNA, 704 nt
Organism: Panicum hallii
Lineage: Eukaryota; Viridiplantae; Streptophyta; Magnoliopsida; Poales; Poaceae
Product: mitochondrial import inner membrane translocase subunit TIM10-like
Exons: 6
Coding region: 191-433 (80 amino acids)
Biological process (GO): protein insertion into mitochondrial inner membrane
Cellular component (GO): mitochondrial inner membrane
Source: RefSeq, a predicted model, not a curated record
GUCGCGGCCUCUCCCCUCUCCGUCUCCUUGCACCGGGGUCCCCUCCGACGGAGGAAGAGCAAAGGGACAAAACCCUAGCGUUUGGCGAGGGAGGGUGGAGCCGCGGCUGCUGGUGGGUGGUUGCUACAUCGGAUAUCGCCGCCGCCGCUUGAACCUAGGCCUUUGUUCUCCUUCCCCGUGAGGUGCCGGAAUGGCUGCGAAAGGUUUCUCGGAGAAGGAGCAGAUGUUUUGGAUGGCGGAGAAGGAGAUGGAGUACAGGGUUGAUCUCUUCAAUAAACUUACACAGACCUGCUUCGACAAGUGCGUUGAGAAAAGGUAUAAAGAAACUGAGCUCAAUAUGGGUGAGAACAGUUGCAUCGAUCGAUGUGUUUCCAAGUACUGGCAGGUGUCAAACAUAGUUGGUCAGAUGCUUGGGAACCGGCCUCAGAUGUGACCUGGGAAGCACUAGUUGCAUUUUGUAGCGUAAUCUGUCGCUCUGUUUCUCCAUUUUGGUUGGUUUUAGAAUGUGGCCACCUGCUACUAAGUACUCCAAUACAGCACCGGUGGCUUCCUAAUUCAUGGACCGCUCAAAAGGAAUCCCAAUGUCUUGCACUUUCCAGGGAUGUGCCUUGUCUAUGAAUCAUGAACAGCGAACAUGCCUGUAAUAAUAAAAAGCUGCACCUGUUUGAUAGUUAAAUUAUUGUAUCGAUGCAUUUCGACUGACA